Molecule: messenger RNA, 600 nt
Organism: Colletotrichum higginsianum IMI 349063
Lineage: Eukaryota; Fungi; Ascomycota; Sordariomycetes; Glomerellales; Glomerellaceae
Product: RNA recognition domain-containing protein
Exons: 4
Coding region: 1-600 (199 amino acids)
Molecular function (GO): RNA binding
Source: RefSeq, a predicted model, not a curated record
AUGUCCAAGCUUUUCAUUGGUACGUCCUCCAGCGGCCUUGCAUGGCACACUGAGGAAGGCACCCUCAGACAGAAGUUUGAGGAGUUCGGUGCUGUUGAGGAAGCUGUCGUUGUAAAGGAUCGCGACACUGGCCGUAGCCGUGGAUUCGGCUUCGUCCGCUACACCCAGGACGGAGAUGCCCAGAAGGCCAUUGCCGCCAUGAACAACGUCGAGUUUGACGGACGCACUAUUCGCGUUGACAAGGCUUCCGACAACGGCCCCCGUGGUGGUGGCGGCGGUGGUUUCCGCGGCGGCGGCGGCGGCUUCGGCGGCGGGCGUGGCGGCUACGGCGGCGCCCCCCCUGCGCCCUACGGCGCUGCCCCGGGCGGAUACCCGGUCGGCGUCCCCAACAUGUACCAGCAGCAGCAGCCUGCGUACGGCCGUGGUUACCCCCCUCAGCAGCCCUACGGUGCCCCUCCUCAGGGUGAGUUGAUACCGCGAAUUCCAAUGAUUGAGUACGCUUCUGACAAUCCCUACGCAGACGGUGGCUACGCUCCGCAGGCUCCGUACGGCUACCAGCAGGACCCGUCUCAGCAGCCUCAGGGCGGCCGAGGCUAUUAG